GGACAGAUAUCCAAGAUCCUCCAAUUUCUGAUCAAAAUUGUCCCACCAUUCUGCCGUUUGCAGAUUUCUUUGUGAGCCCUUCACCAGAGACGGUCGUAACCGCUGAGCAGUGAUUGAUAUCCCCUAGAUGGAAAUAUGCUAGCUGGAGAUGUUGAAUAAUCGACUGAUCUUAGACGGAUAGACAUGAACAAGCUCUUGCUGUGCACCCUCUCCUCUCCAUGCUUCCAUCAUUUCUGGAAUAGCGGGACCAAAUCUCAGGUAUUGAUUUCUCCUACAAUUGCAUCCAAAUAUAUUCUAUCAUCUUCGGUAUACUACCUCUCAGACCCUUUGCAAUAAACACUAUCCGCCAUGGAGCGUGAAGAUGUUAUACGCCCAAGUACUGCAAAGAGCCGAACUGUGUAUGAACAAGGCUUUUGUAUUUGGACAAGGCUUCACACGCGUGCUCGACAGGAACCCAGCCUGCCUCAGACUUGUUUCCACAUCCAGCCCGCAGUUCGGCAGGUACCUCCCUUGGUCCAUGACCUGGAUCUGAAAUGUGAGUAUGAAUGCCUCUAUGCGACCGGAACAUCGAUUUGGGAAACCUCGCGGGACCAAUGCAAGCUGCCUCCUGUGGAAAAAAGACUUGAGCUACCAGUUUCUAUCAACCACCCGACACGACUUACUCUCUCUAAAAACCUGAAUCCGACCUAUCAGAAAUGGUUUAAGCGCGAAGAAAGUCACCUCUCUGUGCUAAUAUUGGCAUGGAGCUACAUAUUCUCAGCGCGAUGGGUUGAGCUCAUGCCCGGAGCCCAUCUGACCUAUACUGAGAAGCACGUGGAAUAUGACAACAAGGGAGAUGAGCAAACCCAAGUCAUGGUGGAUAUAGGAAAUGUCGACGAUGAAGCAGCCAGAUGGUGGGCCGCUGUUUUGUCUUCCGGUGAGGGAUGGCAGGCUUACCUUACAUGGGAGGGAGCGAAAUUCCGAUCGCCGUGGUCGACUGUUUUGGAAACAAGGGCGAAAUUUACCCUUGCCUGCCGCAAACCCCUCUGUCAUAUGUCAACUACCGCAGCUUCAUUCACCACUGCAGUUCAUUUUCUCACAGAAUAUUGCUAUCUACACAACAUUGUUGACCAGACCCUGGCGGCGCUAUCUUCAGCAUUGUUUUUUCCUUCAUUGCAUACAAAGAAAAACCCGAUCUCACUCCCGAAACCCAAUUCUCACAGGAGGCAAAGACUCAAGCCAGCCAUAUCAGAGCCAACUGAGCGGAAGCAACUUGGCUCCAUAUCAGAGCAGAUAGUGCCGGAGCUGGACAAGCUUUUAACAUUGAGUUGCAACACACGGGGUCUACGCACUCUUUUGUCAAGCGUAUUUUAUGAACCUGGAAUCCCUUGCAACACUGUAAGCUCAUGGCUGCAGUCUGCGUUCUCCGUUCUUGACUCUGUAGAGGACGACCAUCUACUUGCUCAUAUCCUGAUGAACCGAGUCCCACAGGUUUCUUUUCUUUGGCUUGGUGGCAUAAUCAUGGGUACUCACAAGGAUGUCCUCCAGGAUGGUCGAUUCGGCCUGAUGCCGAUUGACCUCCAUGCAGCAUCAUGGUGUGGUGUCACACAAUCAUUUUUACAGGAACCUGUCUCCCAACCCCUAAUAACUAACGGGGCGCUUUUACGAUCAGAUGAGUGCCGACUUCUCUAUCUGACCCAAGCAGAACGGCAUAGUCAGUGCCCAGUGUCUCCAUGGAUGCCUUUCGGUACCACUGCACUCGAAGACACUGAAAUUGAUGUCCGUCUACAUACACAGUGUACUGGUCACGGUCUUCAAUAUGCGGAUUGGUAUUGGGCUUGUCGAAACGGUAAACUAGUACGUCCAUUGUGCGUUAAAACCACUAUAUCUGCCCAUCUACAGGAACGGCACCCGGCAAUGAAUACACCCAUCAGAUACGACGCUCUGAAUCUCGAGGACGAAUCAGCAUCAGAAAAUGCUACACGGAAUAUAUUUGGCUGUCUCCGAAUUGACGGAUAUCCCCCACGGGAACGAGGAAUAAGUAACCACGAGUGGAUGAAUAUCGAUGAAUCUGAUGAUGAAUCACCAUCUCUGAAUGAGUCACCAAGAAGCCAUGCAGCUGGAACAUCAAAAGCUGCGGUAUAGAACUGGAUACAACAGAGCACCUUGAUAGCCGACUCAAUGAUGAAUUCUUCACAGAUUUGAUUCUUCAGCAAUCUGCCCGGUUUUGCUUUUUCCGAUGGCCAAGUUUGCGUUUUUUCACUGUCAGACUUUGUAUGAUCGAUGCUAUUAACCCAAUUCUUUUAUGAACUGCUAUAGUGAAAGGAACUUAAUGUAUGGACACAACAGCUGAGAAAGGUAAUAGCUGCCAAGAGAUAAAUGUUGACUGAAGAGAUCUUUUUAAAUUAAAGCUGGAAUAGUUCAAAUCAUUAAUCUGAAAUAAAAAUGUGAUAUUUAUUUAUUCUUUCCCUCCCAAAAUAAUGUACAGUGGUAGUUACAUACAUACGGCAUGUAUCUCAUCUCAUAGUUAAAAUGCAGUCG
Molecule: messenger RNA, 2520 nt
Organism: Blastomyces dermatitidis ER-3
Lineage: Eukaryota; Fungi; Ascomycota; Eurotiomycetes; Onygenales; Ajellomycetaceae
Exons: 1
Coding region: 349-2124 (591 amino acids)
Source: RefSeq, a predicted model, not a curated record